GUGCGUUCAUCUGAUAUACAUAUCGUUUACACAUCUCAACAAUCAUCCCUAUUCAAGGUAGAUCAUGUCGGAUAAGCAGCAACUCAUAGACAUGGGAUUUGACCCCGCCCGUAUAGACUGGGCCCUUCGUGCUACCAAUAAAGCCGGUCUCCAACCAGCUAUGGACCACCUCCUUGCAAACUCGGACAAACCAAUCCCAGAAGCCAUGGACGAACAAGUCGACGAGGACGAUGAGGAAGCUGUCGCGGCACAUAUCAAGAAACUUGGUGGGGCAGUCGAUGACUCGGAUGCUGUUGCCAAGUCUAUUAAAUGCAGCGAAUGCGGGAAGAUCUUCCGCUCCCAAGCCACUGCAAGCUUUCACGCCGAAAAGUCGGGUCAUGACCAGUUCGAAGAGUCUACCGAGGAGAUCAAACCCCUUACCGAGGAGGAGAAGAAGGCGAAACUCCAAGAGCUUCGUGAGAAGCUUGCUAUCAAGAGGGCGACACAAUCCAAAGAGGAUGAGAAGGCGAAUCGUGCCAACGAAGCGAUUCGACGUAAAGCUGGGCAGGACACUGGUAAAGUCCGAGAAGACCUGAAGCUCAAGGAAGCGCUAAAGGACGCUGAGCAAAAGAAACGAGAAAAACUCGAAGACCAAAAAGCCAGAGCAGCCAUCAAAGCCCAAAUAGAAGCCGAUAAACGCGAACGCGCCGAGAAAGCUGCUCGUGAGAAAGCUCUUCGGGAAGGAAAGGCUAUCCCAACGUCAUCUUCCCCUGUCCCUACUAUCGUUCCCAAGGCGAAUACCGGAAUGAAGAGUAGCGAGAAUCCAGAGACUAGGUUGCAAAUCAGGUUGGCGACGGGUGGAACACCGAUGACGAAGACUUUCCCGAGUGAUAACACUUUAAUUGAUGUGGCGGAAUGGGUCGCAUCAGAGAAGCUAGAGUACAAUGUCGACACUAUUGGAUUCUCCAUGACUUUCCCUAGGAAAACGUUUUCCCGAGAAGAUAUGAAAAAAUCCCUGAAAGAGAACGGGCUAACCCCGUCUGCUGUCCUAAUCGCUAGCUAGCUACGUUAUGCGAUAAAAGAUUUACGAUUUCGGAGCUGAAUGGUUUGGGACUAAUGAAAGCAAAGGUGAUCAGCACGUACAUUGGCGCAAUAUGACUUUUUUUGGUUUUUUUCAGGGAUGACGAGUUGAACGUGGAGGUGUUAACAAUGGGGGAUAAAUGGGGUUUUGUAUAGUGCGAGAUGGAUUGAAUAUGUCAUGUCG
Molecule: messenger RNA, 1243 nt
Organism: Cryptococcus deneoformans JEC21
Lineage: Eukaryota; Fungi; Basidiomycota; Tremellomycetes; Tremellales; Cryptococcaceae
Product: DNA-binding protein
Exons: 7
Coding region: 65-1042 (325 amino acids)
Molecular function (GO): protein binding
Source: RefSeq, a predicted model, not a curated record